UCGGGAUCGAGACAGAGCUGGUGUCGAAAAGGCAGCCAUAGCCACCUUAACGAUCCUCCAGCAAGCUCAGAAAUACCGCUUGCAACGAUGCGACGACUGGCCUACCUCGCCUGCAGCGCCACCGCGCUGGUCACGCCCCGGAGGCGACCACUGCUACACAAGCAGCCCGCCUUCCACCGACCAACCGCUUUACAUGCUUUCGACCCGGCGACGGUCGCCGCCUUCGACCCGUCGAAGUUCGCGCCCGUGUGUACCGCGAGCGACGCCAUCUACCGCGGCGCGCAGCAGUCGCUCGCGAUCAUCGUCGGACCGAAAGUCUUCGAGGAGUACGCUCCCUUGAUCGCGGGCGGUCUGUUGCGUGUGAGAUUAGAACUGUGCGUCGUCGAGUCCUUCUUCGGCGAGGCCGUGUUGCCCUUCGUUCAGAAGAAUGGCCUGUCCUGGGUCCUACCUUUUCACGAAACGGUGGAAACUUUUUUAGCGGGCACGAUCUUCGCGUUGGUCCUGAAUUUUAUUUUAGUCGGCUCGACGAAGAUUUUACAGGUCGUCGUGACGUGGUUCGACUUUUUUUUGGGCAUGCCGUCGCGGUUCGUUUCUACGAAAGCUAUUGAGCAAUUGAGCGACGAAGACGACGCGUCGCCGAAGCCCGCCGUCGUCGCCUUUACCGUGUCGAAGACGGCGGGCGAGGCCAUCGGGCUCGCUAGACAAUUCGUCGACGCGCUCGACGUGUUCACGUCGCAGUACCUGUCGCUGACGACGGCGGCGUACAUCACGUUCAAGUUCCUGCACUUCCGGGUGUUCGACUAG
Messenger RNA from Pelagomonas calceolata, 804 nucleotides. The record is from the annotation of a GenBank genome assembly. NCBI's taxonomy places the organism in Eukaryota, Pelagophyceae, Pelagomonadales, Pelagomonadaceae.